Messenger RNA from Hyla sarda, 1060 nucleotides. It is a transcript of the gene UBE2S, whose product is annotated as ubiquitin conjugating enzyme E2 S. The transcript has 4 exons. NCBI's taxonomy places the organism in Eukaryota, Metazoa, Chordata, Amphibia, Anura, Hylidae. The coding region runs from base 345 to 980 and encodes 211 amino acids. The record is from RefSeq and is a predicted model, not a curated record.
ACGAUUUGAAGUGGGCGUGUCCAGAAAGAGGCGAAGGUUAUAUGAAGGGGUGUCGGUGGGCCGUGGAGGCUAAGUGCCGGGGUGCCAAAGCUAGGAAAGGAGGCCUGGGUGUUAGGAGACCGGGCGAGUGAGUGAAAGGGGGAAGGACCCCGUGAGAGAACGAAUGAAAAACAACGUCAACGGGUGUGACUAGAGACAAGGCCCGAACUUGGCAGCGAAGUCGCAUUUGUUUCCUGGCCGCCGGUUGACCCAGGCCUACCUUUCCUAGUUAUCCUCAGCACAACGUUGCCUAGAUACAGCGGACAGCGUGGUAUCGUCUGUGGCAGCCAGUACCAUACUGCGGCAUGAAUUCAAACGUUGAAAAUUUGCCCCCACACAUAAUUCGCCAGGUUUACAAAGAGGUCUCUACUUUGACAUCUGACCCUCCAGAAGGCAUAAAGAUCAUUCCCAAUGAAGAGGAUAUAACAGAUGUACAAGUUAGCAUUGAAGGACCAGAGGGGACUCCAUACGCCGGAGGGAUUUUUAGAAUGAAGUUAAUCUUGGGCAAAGACUUUCCAGCUGCUCCUCCCAAAGGAUACUUCCUUACAAAAAUAUUUCAUCCGAAUGUUAGCAACAAUGGUGAAAUAUGUGUUAAUGUGUUAAAAAGAGAUUGGAAAGCUGAACUUGGGAUUAGACACGUAUUAUUGACCAUAAAGUGUUUGUUGAUUCAUCCGAACCCAGAAUCAGCUCUAAAUGAAGAAGCUGGUCGCCUCUUAUUGGAGAACUAUGAAGAGUAUGCAUCACGUGCAAGACUUAUGACUGAAAUUCAUGCCCAGAGCUCCUCUUCUAGGGGAAAGGAUGCAACAGACCCCUGCUCAUCUGCAUCAGCCAUGUUUGGUGUUGGGGAUGGACCCAUGGCAAAGAAACAUGCUGGAGACCGUGACAAGAAACUGGCAGCCAAAAAGAAAACAGACAAAAAGCGAGCUUUGAGGCGACUUUAAAUGGAAGUGUUAGAGGAAGGUUGAGUGAACUUUUAGACCGAGUAGGGACUGUGCGAGGAAGUUUGGGGGGGGGGGGUUGG